AUGGGCAGCGCACGUCAAGCGAUCGGUUUCUUCGACGUCGAUUGCGGCGUCGGGGUCUACUACACGGCAACUGUUGUGUGGGACUACGCCACCAACGCCCCGUUCGUCGGCGAUGUGCCCGCGUACAACACCACGAUGGACGUCGAUACGGUGUGCACCGACGUCUGGACGUCCCAAGCAUCGUACCUCUCCAACGUCGCGUAUGCCACGAUCGAGCACGAUGCGUUCGCCGAAGUCGUGGUCGCCAACGUGUGUAUGACGGCCUUUCUCAAUACGACCGACUACGAAGCGUCCACAAGUGUCUUUGCCGACUGCGCAGACGGCUCGGUAACUUAUUACGCCGACUGGAACUGCAGUGUGCCGGUGGUGACGGCGACUACGAUGGAUGUCAACGUGACGUGCGACGUCCUCCACCCCACACCGCUCACGCCACCAGCGACGCUUGAGACGUACCAGUCGUUCAUCGCGGGCUGCGACGAAGGACUCUCGCUGUACGCGAUGGCCUCGAUUCCGCUUUUGGACUGGAUCGCCACGCCUUCUGACUCCAAGGAUGCUUGCGUCAGUAGCUCGCUUCUCAACCCACCGCUGAGCCACCGCAGCUUUGAGUGGAACGCCACGUACAUGGUGCUGACGCACCCGACGUUCACCGAGGUCGUCUGGGACGGGGCGUGUGCACCGACGGCCACCAGUAUGUAUGUACAAACCGACUGCGGUGACGACACUUUUGGCUACUUUGGUGACGCGCUGUGUCUGCUGCCGAUCGCGUUGACGGCUGACGUCCUCGAGAUGCUGGCGACGACGACAGUUGCCUGUGCGAUCCCGCACCCGACGCCCGACGCGUCAUGA
This is a messenger RNA of Saprolegnia diclina VS20, 846 nucleotides long. RefSeq lists its product as hypothetical. The transcript has a single exon. The record is from RefSeq and is a predicted model, not a curated record. NCBI's taxonomy places the organism in Eukaryota, Oomycota, Saprolegniomycetes, Saprolegniales, Saprolegniaceae. The coding region runs from base 1 to 846 and encodes 281 amino acids.